This is a messenger RNA of Trematosphaeria pertusa, 1407 nucleotides long. Its product is annotated as FAD/NAD(P)-binding domain-containing protein. The record is from RefSeq and is a predicted model, not a curated record. Gene Ontology annotation, molecular function: oxidoreductase activity. Lineage: Eukaryota; Fungi; Ascomycota; Dothideomycetes; Pleosporales; Trematosphaeriaceae. The transcript has 4 exons. The coding region runs from base 1 to 1407 and encodes 468 amino acids.
AUGAAGACUGCUCCAAUCUUACUCCUCUCCCUCUACGCGGGUCUGUCUCCUGUCCUGGCGGUGAAUGUCAGGGACGACUUCGACGCGCAGAACUACCCCAGCGGCGAUGUCAUCACGCGCGACGUAGCGGUGAUCGGCGGAGGGGCGACAGGCACUUACGGCGCGGUGAAGCUAAGAGAUGCUGGAAAAUCCGUGGUCCUGGUUGAGAAGGAAGGCCUGCUUGGCGGCCACGUCAACAGCUACACCGAUCCGUCCACCGGUGUCAGCAUAGACUACGGCGUGCAAGCGUUCUGGAAUAUCUCAGUGACACGCGACUACUUCGCUCUCCUCAACCUCACCACCGGGCUCUACCAGCCCACCCCAUUAACGCGGUUCUACGCGGACUUCCAAACCGGCGCGCCCGUCGAGGGCGUGCGCAGCAGCUUCAACUUCUCCGCCUACGCCGCGCAGCUGGAAAAGUACCCGCAACUUCUCUACAGCUGGGACCUGCCUUCUCCCAUCCCAGAAGACCUGCUCCUCCCGUUCGGCGCCUUCAUCCAGAAGUACAACCUCGGCGACGAGGCAUUCGACGUGUACUUCUCCGCGCAGGGCGUGUCCAACAUCCUGGACGAGUUGACGGUGCAUGUGUUCAAGUUCAUCGAUGAGUCGUUCCUGAGCUCUGUGUCAGGGAAUGCGAUUGUCCCGACACCCAACAACGCGGAGAUCUACGCGAAAGCAUCCGCCUACCUAGGCGACGAUGUUCUCCUCUCCUCCACGGUCGUCGCCGCAAAGCGCCCCGCCAAUAGCAGUAGCAGCAGCAGCAGUGGUGGCGGAAUCCGCCUCAUCGUCCAAACGCCCACAGGCAAAAAACUCAUCAAAGCCUCCAAACUCCUGAUCAGCAUCCCACCCCUCCUAAGCAACACGGCACCCUUCGACCUCUCCCCCACCGAACAAACCCUCUUCUCCCACUGGCGCUCCACAGACUACUACACCAUGCUCCUGCGCAACACGGGCCUGCCCGCAGGCGCUCAAUUCGCCAACGCCAACGCCUCCACCGCCACAUACAACAUCCCGCUGCUACCCGCCGCGUACCAGAUUACCGAGACGCGCAUCCCAGGGCUCUUUUACGCCUGGUACGGCAGCCCCGUGCGCGUCACCGAGGACGAGGUCAAGGAAGAUGUAUCGAGCGUGAUCGCGCGCCUGCAGAAUGCGACGACGACGGCAGCGCUGGAAUUUGUGGAGUUCAGGAGCCAUACGCCGUUUAAGCUGGUUGUUGACGCUGGGGCGAUUGGGGAUGGGUUUUAUGGGGAGUUGGAGGCAAUUCAAGGACAGCGCGAUACGUGGUGGACGGGGGCGGCGUUCAUGUCGCACGACGCGUCUGUGCUGUAUAAUUUUACCCAGGCGCUGCUGCCGGGGAUUAUUGGGUAG